GAAAAAGAAAAAGUGGAACACGCAUCGCACGUGACCACUGAAAGAUGUUGGAUAUAAAGUAACACAACUGCGGCGUCUCUUUCUCAUAUAAUCUGCUCAUCCCCUGUUUAGCCCUAAUUUCGUUUCGAAACUUCAGGCGGACAGAGAUAAAACAUGGGUGGAAGAAGCUAUUCUCCUUCACCGCCUCCUAGGGGUGGUGGUGGUGGUUAUGGGAGAAGGGGAAGGAGUCCAAGUCCCAGGGGACGCUAUGGUGGUGGUAGUCGUGGAAGAGAUCUCCCAACAAGUCUUUUGGUUCGGAAUCUUCGUCUUGAUUGUCGGCCUGAGGAUCUUCGGAGGCCAUUUGGACACUUUGGUCCUUUAAAGGACAUUUACUUGCCAAGGGAUUAUUAUAGCGGGGAGCCAAGGGGGUUUGGAUUUGUGCAGUUUGUAGAUCCCGCUGAUGCUGCAGAAGCAAAAUACCAGAUGGAUGGUCAGGUUUUUCAAGGGAGAGAAUUGACAGUUGUUUUUGCUGAGGAAAAUCGAAAGAAACCAACUGAUAUGAGAAUGAGAGAGCGGAGAGGCGGUGGCAGAUAUAAUGACCGCAGACGAUCACCUCCACGUCGCUACUCUCGCUCACCUCGUCGCUAUUCGCGCUCUCCACCUCCUCGUCAUGGCAGAUCACGGUCCCGCAGCCAUGAUUACUCGCCUGCUCCCAAGAGAAAGCAUCACUCGAGGUCUGUUUCACCUCGCGGAAAAAGGUACAGUCGAGAAAGGUCAUAUUCACCCUCGCCAGCGAGACAGGGUUCUCCACCUUACAACGGUGGGUCCAGGAGUCGUAGUCAAAGUCCUGUUAAGGACAGGUCUCCUCCACCCUAUAAUGGCUCAAGGAGUCCAAGCCCGGGUCCUGAAAGAGCGAGACUGCCGCCAACAAGCCGAAGCCCAAGCAGAAGUCGAAGCCGUAGCCGAAGCCCUGAUCCACGCGAUUACCCGAGAGGCAAACCAGACAGGGAUGGUUCAGUUAGCCCUUGAGUCGGUAUCCGAGUGAUUUAGUUGCCAAAAGGGCUCUUGUGUUUUUAGAAUUUGCAUGUUUUGACUCUUGUUUUGGUGUUGGUAGUGGACGGUUGUUUUGAGACUAUUAACUUGAAUAUUAUGGUUGUGCAACUGCUAAUGUUUUUGACUAUGAAUCAGCAUGUUUGUUUGGAGUUUU
Molecule: messenger RNA, 1186 nt
Organism: Helianthus annuus (common sunflower)
Lineage: Eukaryota; Viridiplantae; Streptophyta; Magnoliopsida; Asterales; Asteraceae
Product: serine/arginine-rich SC35-like splicing factor SCL30A
Exons: 6
Coding region: 154-1008 (284 amino acids)
Biological process (GO): mRNA splicing, via spliceosome
Cellular component (GO): cytoplasm; nuclear speck
Molecular function (GO): RNA binding
Source: RefSeq, a predicted model, not a curated record